AUGGGAGCGGGCGCCGAGGAGGUUGGGGAUGUCCCUGCGGGCGAAGGAACGGAGGUCUCUGAAGUGAAGGCCUCCUACCAGGAAGGAUUCCCAUCGAGUUGCCCGAGAGAUGGCUCCAUCGACGAUUCGGAGCUGAUUGAAAUGAAGGAAAACAUCUCCACCUGCGAGCUCAACGCAGCGGAGGGCGAGUUCUCCGUCUUGACCUCGGCGACUGCCGAUCAUCACGCCGAGUGCGGAACCUCCGGUGAAGGAAUGGUGACUAGAUAUCCGAGGGGCGACCUGGAAGCUCUGAGAUUUGCCGAUGUCGAUGAGCAGCAGAGAAAGUGGCAUCAAGUAUACCAGGGCCUCGAUUCUGGAGUUUCCCAAGAAUACGAUAAACUGGCAGAGGACGGUCAGAAGAAGAUGAACAGGAAUCAAGAACAGCCGAGGCGCUGGGAGAGGAGGAAGGAGCCCAUUUGUGGUAAGAGUAAGCUCAUAACUCCUUCCAUUCUAGAAUAA
Molecule: messenger RNA, 498 nt
Organism: Spirodela intermedia
Lineage: Eukaryota; Viridiplantae; Streptophyta; Magnoliopsida; Alismatales; Araceae
Source: the annotation of a GenBank genome assembly